CGCGGUGACGGCGGCUGCUCUCGCGAGAUCUGCCCCCCCUUCCCUUCCCGGUGGUGAGCGGGUGAGCGGGUGUGCGUCGGGGGGGGCCGGGUUGCUGCGCAGACACCGAGUGCGGCCGAACCGGGCAGGCCGGGAGAGGCAGGCGCCCGCCUUAACCGCUGUGGGGAGAUGCCGCCGCCCUGACCGGCACCGGGGAGAGGAGCCGCGCCGGGCAGGGGGCAGACGGCGGUGACACCCGCCCCAGCAGUGAAGUAUGCGAGACCUAACCGCUCAGGUAACAAGCAGUCUGCUGCAGUUUCCAGAAGUGACUGUUCAAGCACUUGGAGAAGAUGAGAUAACACUAGAAUCUGUACUUCGUGGGAAGUUUGCUGGAGGGAGAAAUGGACUGGCUUACUUGGCCUGUGGUCCUCAGCUUGAGGUAGUAAACUCUAUCACGGGAGAACGGCUGUCUGCAUAUCGUUUCAAUGGAGUAAAUGAACACCCACCCACUGUCCUUGUGGUGAAGGAAUUUUCCUGGCAGAAAAGAACUGGACUUCUAGUUGGAUUGGAAGAAGCAGAAGGGAGUGUUCUCUGUCUGUAUGACCUUGGAGUAUCAAGAGUGGUAAAAGCAGUUGUUCUUCCAGGAAGGGUAACUGCUAUUGAACCCAUAAUUAAUCAUGGUGGAGCCCGUGUCAGCACUCAACAUUUGCACCAGAGUCUGCGAUGGCUUUUUGGUGUGGCAGCUGUGGUUACAGAUGUUGGUCAUAUCCUGCUGAUUGACCUUUGUUUGGAUGAUUUCUCAUGUAGUCAGAAUGAAAUAGAGGCAUCAGACCUAGAAGUGAUCACUGGGAUCCCUGCUGAAAUCCCACAAAUAAGAGAAGCUGUGACCAGAGAGGGACGACAUCUCUGUUUCCAGUUACUAAGUCCAUCGGGAGCAGCUGUAACAACCUUAUGCUACAUAAGCAGGAGCAAUCAGCUGGUUGUGGGAUUCUCAGAUGGCUAUCUUUCACUGUGGAAUAUGAAAACCUUGAAGAAGGAAUACCACUUUCAGCUAGAAGGAGGGAGGAUACCUGUCUAUGCUGUUACUUUUCAAGAACCUGAAAAUGAUCCCCGCAAUUGCUGUUACUUAUGGGCAGUUCAGUCUACACAAGAAAGUGAAGGAGAUGUUGUGAGUUUGCAUCUGCUGCAGUUAGCCUUUGGUGACAGAAAACGCUUGGCAUCAGGACAAAUCAUGUAUGAGGGUUUGGAGUACUGUGAAGAAAGGUACAGUCUAGACCUCACAGGUGGAGUCUUUUCAUUAAGAGGGCAGACUAGCAAUACCAAACUACUCAGUUGUCAGACUAUAGAAAAAUUUCGCAGCCAUAUUGACAGAGAGGAUGGCGUGAAUGAAGUAAUAUCUCCUGAUACCAGUGUGUCAGUCUUCAGUUGGCAAGUGAAUACAUAUGGCCAGGGCAAACCAUCUACUUAUUUGGGCAUAUUUGACAUAAAUCGCUGGUACCAUGCUCAAAUGCCUGAUUCUUUAAGACCAGGGGAAUUUCUUCAUAAUUGCCCCUAUUUUGCAUUAUGGUCGCUGGAUGCUGUAGUGAGUAUGACUUCUCCACACCACAUCUUGGAUAUUCUGGUACAUGAGCGAAGCUUAAGUCGUGGAGUUCCUCCUUCAUAUCCGCCUCCUGAGCAGUUUUUUAAUCCAAGCACCUACACUUUUGAUGCUACUUGUUUGUUGAACUCUGGAGUUAUUCACAUGACUUGCACUGGGUUUCAGAAGGAGACCUUACAUUUUUUAAAGAAAUCUGGUUCUUCUUUAAAUGAAGCCAUUCCUGAUAACUUCAAUAGAUGUCUUAUCGCUGGCUUGCUCUCUCCGAGACUUAUUGAUGUACAGCCUUCUAGUUUAAGUCAGGAGGAGCAGUUAGAAGCUAUAUUAUCUGCUGCUGUCCAAACAAGUUCUUUAGGACUUCUUACUGGCUGCAUCAAACAGUGGACAGCUGAAGAACAACCAAACUCAGCUGCUAACCUGCGCUUUGUUCUCGAGUGGACAUGGAAUAAAGUGAUUUACACAAAAGAUGAGUUUGACCGAAUGUGUGUCCCACUGUUUGAUGGCUCAUGUAACUUCAUUGAUCCACAGACUAUACAGUCUCUUCAGCACUGCCAAUUGCUUCUUAGCAACCUUAGCACAGUCUUGAACUGCUUUCUGACAGAAGCACAAGAGCUCACUGAGAGAGGUUUUACGGAUUUGACAAAUAAGCAGGUUGUAACCAGCCUCAUUUCUCAAUAUUCCCAUGUGGUCAUUUGGUUCUGCCGAUCCAGUCUCCUUCCAGAGGGUUUAGAUGAUGAUAUGCAGUUGUCUAGGCCUUUCUACAAUUACCCACUGAUACAAAGCUACUGUACUGGUCAUAGACAGAAACUAGAGCGCUUGUCAAGAGGGAAAUGGAAUGCCGAUUGCUUGAUGAUUGAUGGACUGCUUUCCCAGUUAGGAGAUCAAGUUGAGAAAUUGUGGCGAAGAGAUGAAGGAGGAACUGGGAAAUAUCCCCCUGCUAGCUUGCAUGCGCUGCUUGAUCUCUAUUUGUUACAAAAUAUUGAAGAAACUUACAAACAUGCAAUUACAAUUUAUUUGCUGUUAGAUAUCAUGCAUUCCUUUCCAAACAAAACAGAGACUUCAUUUGACUCCUUCCCAACUGCCUUUGCUAUCCCUUGGGGUCUGGUUAGACUUGUUCAAGGUUUUUGGCUUUUGGAUCACAAUGACUAUGAGAGUUCAUUGGCCCUUUUAUUUCAUCCAGCUACAAUCAAAACAAUGUCAUGGCAACAUAUGAAAAUUAUUCAAGCCUUGAUGUGCCAAGGAGAGCACAGACAAGCCCUCAGAUACAUACAGAUGAUGAAGCCAUCAAUGUCAAGUAGCAGUGAAGUUGCACUUCACCUCACUGUUUUAUUGUUUAAUAGGUGUAUGGUGGAGGCUUGGAGUCUUCUGCGGCAGCACUCCACCAGGUUAAAUGUAGAAGAGUUGUUAAAACACAUGUAUGAAGUCUGUCAAGAGAUGGGACUAAUGGAAGAUUUGUUGAAACUACCAUUCACAGAUACUGAACAAGAAUGUUUAGAGAAGUUUUUGCAAACCAGUGCUGGUAUCCAGAAUCACGAGUUCCUUUUAGUCCAUCAUCUACAGCGUGCCAAUUACAUCCCUGCAUUACAGUUGAAUCAGUCAUUGAAAGUUAAUCUCAUGAAUGAUCGUGAUCCUCGUUUGAGAGAGAGGUCAGUUGCCAGAAAUUCUAUAUUAGACCAGUAUGGAAAGAUCCUUCCUAGAGUGCAAAGGAAGCUGGCUGUAGAGAGGGCCAAGCCUUACCACUUAUCUUCUUCAAUUCUGCGAGAAGUUUCAAGACCCAAGCCAUUGUCAACUGUGGCAAAACAAACUACUGCAGGGAAUGUGCUUACAAGAGCAACUUUCAUUAAUAAUGUGCUGUCUAAAAUUGGAGAGGUCUGGGUGGGAAAUGAACAGAAAAGUGAUUUCUCACAGUAUGAUAGUCCUAGAAUUGAAGAACCACCACCUAUGGCACUGCCUUUCCCUGAUACAGAACUACCUGAUCCAUUUGUUGGCACUCCAGUUACAAAGUCUUCGCGUAAAAGUUCCAGAUUGCUGGAUUUGGUGGUUCGUCCUGUUCCUCUGUGUUCUCCCUCAUUUGAGAGUAAUUGGCAGACACCAUGUAGAGCUUCUACUUCAUGUACUAUAUCCAGUCCAUUACAGUCAAACUCACGGAGCCCCAUAUUGCACACGAACAUUUCAAGAGCAUCAGAGUUGAAUUUGUUGGAGACUCCUCUUGUGGUUAAGAGAGCUAAAGCUUUGGCCACAUCAUCUGCUGCUUCUGGUUUCCCUGGGUUUACUCUGCAAUCUAUUUUGAGAUCCAGUCUUCGUACCACACCCAUAGCAACUCCUUCUGCAUCUUCAGGAAGAUCAAUUACUCCUCCUCUACGGGCAAAAGAACCCAGAAUUUCAUUCAGGGAAGAGAAUGCAACUUCCAAAUGGACAGCUGGGAUGCUGGGAGAUGAUAAAACAAAACCCCUUGUAGCUUCAUCUGAACAUAACCUUGGAGUUCAAAUGGAGGACACUUGGUCUAAGGACAGAGAUAAAGUUUCUCCCUUUACUUUGAUCUGUCCCGAGGAGGAUCCUGCAGAAAUGAAUGAGUCCUCAAAAGGUAUAGCAGGAGAUGUCCUGGAGAAAAUGGAAGUCAGCAAAGAAACUAGUAAUUUUUCUGCCAGGUCAGACCAGACUACCUUGGAAUAUCAUGAUGCAAGAUCACCAGGUGACUUUGAGGAUGAUGUUAUCUUCAUAACUUCCAAACCAGCUAAUUCUUCCGACGAAGGUGUUGCUAUCAUACAGGAAGAGAUGGAGGAAGAAGGCAGUGAGGUGGUCAAAAGUGAGCCUUUGCAGUUUGAACAACAGACUUCUUCAGAGCUGGAGAAAGAAACUGGGUUUCUGGAAAGGACAGAAAUAGCGUGUCCUACCCUUCCUGAGGAGGAUAUGUUGGUGUUGAAUCGCUUAAGCAUCUUUCAAGUUGCUGGAGUCUCUACUUGUUUGUCAGCCGGUGAAAGUGAAACUGCCACUGAAGAGUCCAAGAUGCCAUCUUUAUCAGAAGAAAAAGAGCUGCCUCUCACAAGAUCACAGGCUUUGGAGGCAUCAGGAGCAAUUUCUGAAUCUGUGAUCAGUAUCCUUCACAGUGAGGAUAUUCCCAGUACUCAUUCAGAAAACCAGCUUCAAGAGGAAAGGGUUGAGGACCUACAUGAAGAUCAGAAGUCAGAGGAAGCUGCAAUAGAAGAAAAUGUUCUGUUCCUGCAAGAAAAAACAUCUACUUCUAAAAGUCCUCCUGAAACUAAAGAAGUUAAUAUUAUUGAAGAUGGCACAUCUGAUGUCCAAGCUUCAGAAGAAACAGCUGAGACACCUCCAUUUAAUGAGCAAUAUCCAUCAGGCACCCUUAAACUUCAAUAUAACUUUGAUGCUAUCAAACAGCAGUUCACUUGUGACUUGCCUGAUACUAAAGACACCGAUGAAUGUGACGCAGCUGAAGGGGAUGGAGAGCUUUUCAUGUCUGAAAGCAAUUUUACUUUAAUAUUAGAAGGAGAAGAGGGUGAAACUGAGACAGGAGACCCUACGUUAGAUAUGUCUACUAAACCAGUUAGCACAAAAACAGAGGACAAGCAUAUGAAUCAUGUAGGCAAUAUUGAUAACCAAGAGAACAUUACGAAUUCAGUGCCCACUGUAACUAGUGAUCAGGAGUCUCAGAAUAUUGCAGAGCCAUUCCCAUAUGUGCCUGAACCUGUUAAGGUAGCUAUUGCUGAAAAUUUAUUAGAUGUAAUCAAAGACACAAGAAGUAAAGAAUUCAUUUCUGAAGUAGUGGAACAAUCUGUUCAUGAAAGUAUACCUUUAAUGAGCAAAAUGGUAACUAGUUCCCAGAAGUCAAUAAAGACUCCACUAACAACUGGGCAGGAAGCAAAUGCAGAUAAUGCCAGUGUUUGUCAAGUAGACUAUGUGGUGACACCUAAACGUCCAAGGGGACGAAAGAGAAAAAAUCUAAAUAUCCCCUCAACAGAUGCUCAACAGCUGUCAAAUGCAGGCAGACCAGAUCUGUUGGGACCGUGUACCCUGAGGAGAAGUGCUAGGCGAACAAAAGAAACUUCUGCGAUUCAUGAAGGUUCUCAUCUUGAUUCUGAUGGAAAUUCUCAAGAUCAGCAAAUAUCUCAGAUCCCUGAUACUCCUAGGAGAGGCUCCAGGAAAACUAGGGGGAAUCAUUUAGAAACAUCAGACAACGUUCAUUCUAUUGGACAGUCAUUACAGAUGGUUGGUACUCCAAGGAGAAGGUUAAGGAGAACCAGGGAACCUGCAUCAGUACUUUCUGAACAGGCUAAUGAGGAAAUUCCUCUUGCUGAAGAAGCAAUUAAGCUAUCUGCUACUUCUAAAAGGACUGGUAGAGGUGCAAAACAUUCAAUAGGGGAUCAAGAAAAUAGCCAACUUUUCACUGAUCACAAGGUAAAAAUGGCAGUUAGUCCCAGUAAAAGUGGAAGAAAACUAAAAAGUGUUAGUUUACAGCUUACUGAAAACAUCAUUACUGAUCAGGAGACAGAGCCCUAUGAGCAGCAGCUGCCUGUGCCAACUAGAAGAGGCAGGAGGAAAAAGACUAGUACAUCAUCAGAAGUUUCAGAAAAUUGUGAGCUUGAUACAUCUAAGCCUUCUCAUCAUCAAAUGGAACUUAAAUCUUCUGUAACUACUAGACGAAAUAUUAGAAGGAGGACACUAAAUCUACCUGCAGGUACAGAUUCUAUACCCACUCUGGAAGACGUACAUUCAGAGGAGAGAGAGAAAAUGCCUGAUACCCCCAAGAGAAGAGCAACAAGAGUUACACCUGCUAAAGUAGAAAAAACAGGUACUGGAAAACCCACUCUAGAGAAAACACCUGUUCAGCCAGUUGAGGCAUUGGCUGCAACCAGGACUUCAGCAAGAGCUGGACAUAGAAACAGAAAGAGGCAACUACAGUCAGUAUCAGAGGAAAGCACAGAGGAAGAAGGCUUGCCUCAAGGAACUGAUUGCAAUCCUUCUUUGCUAGUUGCAGACCUAACUGAAUCAAGACUUGAUGAAAUGGAGAGAACUUUAGCAGUUCAUGGUACUCGUGUUACAAGGACCAGAUCCAGCAAAAUUGGCAUGCAUCAGAAGCUCUCCCUAGAGGAAAAUGAGUCCUUCUUUUUCUCUCCCCCUCUCACAAAGCUUACAAAGAAAUCAAAAGCUGAAAAGGCAGAGCAUCCGGUACAGCUCAAGGAUUUAGACCCAGAGUUGUCUUCUCAGUUUGUGUUCUCACCCCCCCUUUUGAGGUCGAGGAGGAAACAUGUAUCCAGUAUUUCACGGAUUGUGAAAGAAUUGGAGUUACCAAUUAAAGAUGAGGAUAACAAAACAGUAGAGUUUGUGGGAAAGCAGAAAGUGAAGCGAAGAAGAGCUACAAAAUCAAAAACACAGAAAGCAAGCAAAACCACAGGGAAAGAAUGUUCUUGGUCACCUCCACCAGUGGAAAUUAAGUUCAUUUCUCCGUUUGGAAGUCCUGUGGAUGGGACAAAAAGCAAACAGAAAGAAACUGCAGAAACAGCAGAAAAGACUCUUCGAAAGAACAAAAAGAGACUGUCUAAUUUCCCAAAGCCAGUUGUACGCCGGAAGAUGCUAUAACUGUUUUUUAAUUUGUAAUGUACACCACUGUUUGUAAAGUCAUCAAAAUUGUGUGGAUUAUUAAAAAAAAUCAUCUAAUUUGGAAGAGAAUAAUUUAUAUAAAUUAUUGUAAAAUUUCAUAAACGGUCUUCAAUAAGUAACUCCAUAUGGAGUGUGAUUUCUUCAGUCAAUGCAGUUUUUCUAUUUUAUAUUAAGACUUCAUACAUUUAUAUAUGUAAAUACAGCUUAUUUUAGGAAUGUUAAAUAAAAAUGUAUACUUCACAAUAUGCUUAUUGUCUGCUAGCUUUUUGAGAGGGAAUAAUGGUUUGAGUGGACCAAAUUGUUUGAGAACAUCUUAAUGUUGUCUCGCCAUAAUUACUAACCCUCCAAUAUUAGGCCAAAACUCUUUUAAAAAAUUUGUUUGUUCUUACUAUAAUGAUUAAAAAUUUAAAACCUGACAGUUGUUUUAAAUUUUAUAGAAAAUGUUUAACCCUUUGGCACCAAUAAUUGGGAUUGUAGAACACAAGCUGCUAAUUCCUUACAUCAUGGUUAAAAUGUACUGUAUUGAAGUCAGAAUGUAAACAAUUGUAUUGAACCUGUGCAAUAUUUUUUUUGUAUUUGUCUUAAACUUUGGGAAAGCUGCUCUUGAGUUUAUAAAACUAGAUCACACCUCA
Molecule: messenger RNA, 7821 nt
Organism: Chelonia mydas (Green sea turtle)
Lineage: Eukaryota; Metazoa; Chordata; Testudines; Cheloniidae
Gene: AHCTF1
Product: AT-hook containing transcription factor 1
Exons: 36
Coding region: 254-7168 (2304 amino acids)
Molecular function (GO): protein binding
Source: RefSeq, a predicted model, not a curated record